Messenger RNA from Benincasa hispida (wax gourd), 1030 nucleotides. RefSeq names its product RING/U-box superfamily protein (gene SGR9). NCBI's taxonomy places the organism in Eukaryota, Viridiplantae, Streptophyta, Magnoliopsida, Cucurbitales, Cucurbitaceae. Gene Ontology annotation, molecular function: ubiquitin protein ligase activity. Gene Ontology annotation, cellular component: cytoplasm. Gene Ontology annotation, biological process: protein ubiquitination. The record is from RefSeq and is a predicted model, not a curated record.
GUAUUUUUUUUUUCUUUUAAUACUAAGUUCGGUUAGUAAGAUAAUAUUAAUAUUUCAGCCUAAUAUGCCAUGAGUAAAUUGGGAUCCACAUAAAAAGGUUUAUAUCUCUCUCUCUCCGAAGUGAAAGACCAAUACACUCGCGAGAUUCCAUAAUGGAAAAAUUAGAACCCCCCACUGUCAUUAUGGCCGCCCUCUCCGCCCUCUCUCCGCCUUCUCUCUCCGAUCUCUCCCACUCCAUCUUCUCCGACAUUCACCUCCACCGCCGCCGCCUCACCUUCAUCCUCUCUUCCCCAACCCUCUUCUCCCUCACUCUCCGCCACCUCAAUUCCCUCUCUCUCUCCCACAAAUCUCUCCUCCUUGCCCGCUUCCUCCUCUCCACCCUCCGCCGCCUCUCCUGCCCCUUCCAGUCACAAUCCAAACUCUUCCCGCACCACCCUUCCACCGCCACCAUCUCCCCUCAAGACCUCGACGCCGCCGUCCUCCUCCUCCUCCUCUGCGAGGUUCGGCAGCACAAUCCAGCCGCCCUCCGAACUCCGAUCACCAAAUGGCGUGCGACCCUCUGUAGAAUCUACUCCGAUUCCCUUUUAACGAUCUCCGGAAUCGCCACCGGGGGGGGCGGAGCUUUGAUUCCGUACAUUGAGACGGUUGUGAGGUGUUGGAAAUUCGUGGGGUUUGUUGGGAGUUGCGGAGGGAAGGCCAGGAGAGAGGUGGCGGCGUCGCCUGUGGCGGUGGUGGAACUGCCGUCAGUGGCGGUGGGUGGUGGCGGUGCGUUGGUGGAAUGUGUGAUUUGUAAAGAGGAGAUGGUAGAAGGAAGAGACGCGUGUAAAUUGCCUUGUGACCACUUAUUCCAUUGGCUCUGUAUUUUGCCAUGGCUGAGGAAGAGGAACACGUGUCCCUGUUGCAGGUUUCAGCUUCCCACUGAUGAUAUAUUCGGAGAGAUCCAACGGCUGUGGGAGAUCCUCCUCAAGGUGGGCUCCACGAUGUGUACAUCUGAUGGAGAUUGACGUCCAAGAUUGAGCGGUUUCAUGGA